AUGAUUCUUGUUUUCAAUCAUUUCUUGGUGUUGAGUUGCUGCUUUCUGUUUGUAUACACUGCCUUUUGUUUGAGCUCUGAUGGGUUCACUCUGUUAUCUCUCUCUCGCCAUUGGACCUCUGUGCCUUCUUCCAUAAUUUCAGACUGGAAUGCUUCAGACCCAACUCCAUGUUCAUGGUUAGGCGUUGAAUGUGACAAUACUACCCACAGAGUAGUUGCUGUGAACCUCACUGGUUUCGAAAUUUCUGGCAAACUGGGACCAGAAGUUGGGCAGUUAAGUUUCUUGCAAACCAUCGACUUGAGCAAUAAUGGUUUCUUUGGUGAGGUACCAUCACAGUUGGGCAACUCUACUCUGCUUGACUCCCUGGAUUUGUCUGUCAAUGGCUUUACUGGAGAAAUACCUGAAAACUUCAAGCAGCUUUUAGAAUAUGUGUUUUUGAACCAAAUCAAUUUCAGUGGUUCAAUUUCUGGGCACAUCAGUAACUUGAGCAACGUUAUAGAACUGAGGCUAUAUGUUAAUCAGUUAUCUGGUGUCAUUCCCGAGUCCAUAGGCAAUUGCAGCAAAUUGGAAGGCCUUUAUUUGCAUGACAACCAGCUGGUUGGUUCUCUGCCCAAAAGUCUAACCAAUCUUGAAAGCCUUGUUUAUUUAUAUGUUAGUAAUAACAGUAUUGAGGGAAGGAUCCCCUUAGGCUUUGGCAAUCUCAAGAAUUUAAGUAUCCUAGUUUUGUCAUUCAAUGACUAUAUUGGGGGCCUUCCACCAGAUUUGGGCAACUGUAGUAGCUUAACAAAACUUGCCAUUGCGUACAGCAACCUAACAGGUUCUAUCCCAUUUUCCUUUAGCCUACUGCAUAAGCUUAAUUACUUUUUCCUUUCCGGGAAUCGUCUAUCUGGACCCAUUCCCAAACCAAUUGGGAAUUGCAGUAGACUCGAGUAUCUUAAUUUAGAUGGUAAUCAGCUGUUAUCUCUUGGAAAUAAUAGUCUUGAGGGUAGCAUUCCUUUAGGCUUUGGCAAUCUGAAGAAUUUGAGUGUUCUAUAUUUGUAUCACUGUGGUUUUACUGGUGGUCUACCUGAAGAUUUAAGCAACUGUAGUAGCCUAACAAGGAUUUCGAUUGCAAAAAACAACUUAACAGGCAAUAUCCCAUCCUCCUAUGGCCUCCUAAAAAAGCUUUCAAUUCUUGAACUCACUGAAAAUCAAUUAUAUGGAACGAUACCAUCCUCCCUGUUUGCUUUGCCUUCAUUGAAAUAUUUGUUACUUUCAGGGAACCGAUUCAUCGGUCUUCUAAACCAAUUCCAGUCAGAUCCUAAAUUUUUAAAUCUCAGCCUUCCUGAUUUAGCAAGAAAUAAAUUGGCAGGGGAGUUCCCUUCAUGGGUAUGCGAGCUAGAAUUGCUACGGUUUCUCGAUUUUUCUCGUAAUAAUUUAAAGGGAGCCCUUCCUCAAUGUUUGGGAAACUUCAGUAGCAAUCUGUCAUGGUUGCACCUAAGUGGGAACAAUUUUCAAGGUCCUAUCCCUACAAGUUUUUCAGUGGAAUGUAGCUUAAAGUUUAUGAGUUUCAACGGCAAUGCAAUGAACGGAAACAUACCACAAUCCAUAGUCAACUGUGGAAAUUUGGAAUUGGUAGACCUUGGAAACAACAUGAUAGAGGACGCUUUCCCCAAAUUUUCCGAGCGAGUAUUUCAAUAG
Messenger RNA from Hevea brasiliensis (rubber tree), 1680 nucleotides. Its product is annotated as receptor-like protein kinase. Gene Ontology annotation, molecular function: protein binding. The record is from RefSeq and is a predicted model, not a curated record. The coding region runs from base 1 to 1680 and encodes 559 amino acids. The transcript is spliced from 3 exons. NCBI's taxonomy places the organism in Eukaryota, Viridiplantae, Streptophyta, Magnoliopsida, Malpighiales, Euphorbiaceae.